Messenger RNA from Diachasmimorpha longicaudata, 649 nucleotides. RefSeq lists its product as uncharacterized. The transcript is spliced from 4 exons. The coding region runs from base 80 to 595 and encodes 171 amino acids. NCBI's taxonomy places the organism in Eukaryota, Metazoa, Arthropoda, Insecta, Hymenoptera, Braconidae. The record is from RefSeq and is a predicted model, not a curated record.
ACAAUUUUUUAAUAAUUAGGGGAACGACCGAGCGGUUCUGUUUAAUCUUCAAUCAACGGUCGACUGUGUUCGACGUACCAUGAAGUCUAUUCUGUGGACAGCGUUCUUUGUAUACCUUGUGCAGAGGGAGAGUCUGAGUUAUGAAAUCGAAAUUACUGUGAUAAAUUCUGAGGAUCCGACGUAUGUGGUUACUUAUGAGGAAACAGAUAAACCAUCAGCAGUUACGCUCACUAAAGAUCGGUACGACUCGUGGUUUUCGGCUAAAAUUCAUCAAUGGGCUGGGAUGGGUAGGACAAUCAAAGGAAGGACCUGUUUCAUAAAUGAUAAAACUGAUUCGGGAUUCAUAGCCAAGAUAAUGCAACUUGCCAUGAAUGAUGAUGCCUCAGAUAAUAAUGCUCGCAAUUGUACCUUUGCCGCUGGUGAGAGAAAGAUUAAUAGAAAAUUUUCUAUUGAUAGUGAUGCACUUAGUGAUCAUUUACCCAAGGGGUUUGAGAAGGUGGCUGUUGGCAUAGAUAUCUACGAUCUAGAUGCUGGUAAUAACUGGAUAAUAACAAUAUUUUGGGCUAUUAGAAUAUACGAGUCACGUGAUAAUUGAAAUAUAAAUGUAAACUAAAUAAUUUCAUGAAUAAAUUUAAUCAGCAAUAAUGUU